This is a messenger RNA of Camellia sinensis, 1328 nucleotides long. RefSeq names its product inositol polyphosphate multikinase beta. Gene Ontology annotation, molecular function: inositol-1,4,5-trisphosphate 3-kinase activity; inositol tetrakisphosphate kinase activity. Gene Ontology annotation, cellular component: nucleus; cytoplasm. Gene Ontology annotation, biological process: inositol phosphate biosynthetic process. The record is from RefSeq and is a predicted model, not a curated record. NCBI's taxonomy places the organism in Eukaryota, Viridiplantae, Streptophyta, Magnoliopsida, Ericales, Theaceae.
GAUGUAGUGUUGGCGGGCCCUAUAUAUAAAGUUACCAACCAAUCCCUAUCUACUAUUCAACCAGUGAAGAAUAGCACCCAAACUUGCUCUGAGUUCUUCUUUGCAAUUCCAUACCUGUUUGAUUCCAGUGGUGUAAGCCAAAGAGGGGACAUUUCUGUGAUAUCUGACUAUACAAAUUUUUAGAUCAAAAGUGGAGAAAAAUUGAUUUUUCAUUUUUUUCCAUACGGUUCUUCAAAUUCUCUAGUCAUGCUUAAGAUCCCAGUCCAUCAAGUUGCUGGUCACCACGCUGGUGAUAGAAAGCUUGGCCCCCUAGUAGAUGAUUCUGGACGAUUCUACAAGCCUCUCCAGAGUGAUGAUCGUGGCUCCAAUGAGUUAUCCUUCUACACAUCAUUCUCUUCCAACAUGAAGAUCCCAGAUCACAUUCGCAGGUUCUUCCCGACCUUCCAUGGUACUCAGCUUCUAGAAGCAUCUGAUGGAUCCGGUUUGCUUCCUCACCUUGUUUUGCAAGAUCUUUCCAUGGGUCACCUCAAUCCAUCGAUCAUGGACAUUAAGAUCGGCUCCAGAACCUGGCCCCCACAAGCAUCCGAGGACUACGUAGCUAAAUGUUUGAAGAGAGAUAGGGAAAGUACAAGUGUACCAUUGGGUUUCAGGAUAUCAGGGUUCCAAAUCUACAGAACCAAAGAAACAGGAUUCUGGAAACCCAACAGACAGUUUUUUUUAAGUUUUUCUGCAGACGAUGUUAGGUCGGCUCUGAGGAAGUUUGUUUCAUCAAAUGGAUCUGCAGAUUCGGAUCCAGAUUGUGCUUUUGCAUCAGUUGUUUAUGGUGGUUCGACCGGGAUUUUGGCUCAAUUGCUGGAGCUGAAAGCAUGGUUUGAGGACCAAACUAUUUUCCAUUUCUAUUCUUGUUCAGUGCUUAUGACGUUUGAAAAGGAGUUGGCAUUGGAGGGAAGGAGCUCGGGUGCAGAAAUCAAACUGGUUGAUUUUGCACAUGUUGUGGAAGGUAGAGGUGUUAUUGAUCAUAAUUUUCUUGGUGGUCUCUGUUCUUUGAUUAAGUUUAUUUCGGAAAUACUUACCACUCCAGAUGAGUGUUACCCACCCAAAUCUUGUCUGCAGGACUCUGAGAAGAGCCACUUUUGUUCUGAUGAUGGCGUUAACGAAUAAACACAUUCGUGAGCCCUUUUAAUCAUAUAUUUGCUUUCUAGUGGUCUAUGCUGUAUUGUCAGGAUUUUAUGAAUUCUAAUUAAUUUCAGUCUUGGAACUGUAGUUUACUUGAAUAGAUUUGGAUUCAGGUUCUUAUAUAUAUUUCUAUAUUAUGUUCAAUCAUUCAA